AUGCGGCCUGUAGGAGCGCUUCAUCAUGCGCGCAGCGCGCUGCGAGGAUGGGGCGCAAGCAGUGGCUGGCGCAUCCAGCAGCGGGCACUGCGGUCGGCGCCACCCACGCUCUUCUACGCCCGCGGCACCGGCAGCCCGCACGGCGCCAGGCCCGCGCUGUACGAGCAACAGUGCUUCGCGCCCCGCUGGCUUGUGUGCUCAUUGUACAGCGACGCGGGGGCGUCCGUCGCCGUCGCGGCGAGCGCCGCUGAGGCGGAAGCCAAUGGCGCACCCGAGGCGUCCGAGGCUGCGGAGGAGCAGGACGCCCAGGCGCACCAGCUGCGGCAGGAGCAGCAGCAGCAGUGGGAGGCCGAGCUGGAGGAGACCCUGAAGCUGGUGCACCUGCUGCCUGAGUCAGUGCGCACCGCCCUGGAGUCCCAUGACCGGCUGUACGAGCUGCUGGAGGUGGUGAUGGACCUGGGGCGGCCCCCGUUGGCACGCUUCCCCUCUGGUGACCUGCGGCUGAGUGACAACCUGGUGACGGCGGAGGACCUGGAGCAGGCAGUGGCUAAGGUCGGCGAGUUUGGCGGCGACAACCGCGCCGGCAUCGACGCCACGCUGCACCGCAUCAGCGCCAUGCGCAACCGCUCCGGCCGCAUCGUCGGCCUCACCUGCCGCGUCGGGCGCGCGAUUACGGGCAGCGCGGAGCUCGUCAGGGACCUGAUUGUCGCGGGCUCCUCAAUCCUGUUCCUGGGCCGCCCCGGCGUCGGCAAGACGACGGCGAUCAGGGAGCUGUGCCGGCUCUGCGCGGACGAGCUGAGCAAGCGGGUCGUGAUCGUGGACACUAGCAACGAGAUCGGCGGCGACGGGGACGUGCCGCACGCGGGGAUCGGGCGGGCGCGGCGGAUGCAGGUGGCGGACCCCGAGCAGCAGCACAGGGUGAUGAUCGAGGCGGUGGAGAACCACAUGCCGCAGGUGGUGGUCAUCGACGAGAUCGGCACGGAGGCGGAGUGCUCCGCAGCGCGCACCAUCGCGCAGCGCGGCGUCCAGCUGUUUGCGACGGCCCAUGGCAACGAGCUGGAGAACGUGGUGAAGAACCCCGCGCUGUCAGACCUGAAGUCCAUCCAGGAGCGCGCCGCGCCGGCCACCUUUGACGUCGCCGUGGAGAUGCUGGACCGCAUGCGGUGGCACGUGCACACGGACGUCGGCGCGGCUGUCGAUGCCAUGCUCGCGGGGCAGCACCCGGGCGGCCAGUCGCGCGAGCGCGCGGCGGACGGCACAAUCCUCAAAUACAACUACAACCCCGCGAUCCCCAGCACGCGCGGCGGCGUCGGCGCCAAGCAGCAGGCGCGGUCCCCGCUGCCUGACGGCGCGGCGGCCGCCGGCGGCGGCGGGGGGGCUAGGAGCAUCGUGCUGUCGAGCGUCGACGACGGGGAGGGGGCGCUGCGGACGCCGCCGGCGGGGGCGCGCGGCGGCGGCUUUGUGCGGCGCAGCGUGCCGGUCGCGGGCAAGGAGAAGGGGCCGGUCUCCGGUUCCAUCGUGACGCGCCGCGGCCGCCGCGUGCAGCUGGGCACAGACAGCCCCGAGGAUGCGCUGCUGCGGCUGCACAUCGCGGACCUGGACGAGGAGAGGGUGUGGGAGGUUAUGACGGCCAUGGCCCUGCACGACAAGUGA
Monoraphidium neglectum is the source of this 1653-nucleotide messenger RNA. RefSeq lists its product as uncharacterized. The transcript is spliced from 7 exons. Gene Ontology annotation, molecular function: ATP hydrolysis activity. Lineage: Eukaryota; Viridiplantae; Chlorophyta; Chlorophyceae; Sphaeropleales; Selenastraceae. Bases 1 to 1653 code for a protein of 550 amino acids. The record is from RefSeq and is a predicted model, not a curated record.